Molecule: messenger RNA, 10625 nt
Organism: Porites evermanni
Lineage: Eukaryota; Metazoa; Cnidaria; Anthozoa; Scleractinia; Poritidae
Source: the annotation of a GenBank genome assembly
AUGGAGGACUUGGAUGUAGAACUCUUUAAGCUGUUGGUUACCGUUGGGUUUGUUUUCUUGACUUGGGUAGGUCAUUUUUUAGAUCAUGUGUCAGCAAUGAAAUCUGCAGAUUUAACUUCUGGACCAGUCUGUCUUAGGCCACUUAUAUUUUCACUUUCAAACUGUGGUUUGAAAAUAACUUAAUAUAUCGUUUAAGAAUGAAAGUCCUCUCUCCUCUCCAAUGCUGUCUGGUUCUGUAAACAGACGAAUAUAUAGAUUGCAAAGGACUGAAAUGAUUAAAAGGGUAAACGGAUUCAAACACCAUCAUCCAUAUUUCACGCAUAUACCCGAUGCAUUACUGUGCGUGCGCGUAAAUUUAACGUUGGACAAAUAUCUGUGGAAAAUCAGAACUGGGCCGCCGCGGGCCGUAGUUUAUUUAGCAAAACCAAACGUUGUGCCAGUAAAGGUUGGAUUUAACAUAAACCCACAAUACACAUGAACACAAACUAGGCCAAAGCCGUUAUAUGUAUUCUACCAAGUAUGAAUUUUACCCAUACUGAUUUGUCACAUGUACCAAAAAAACCAUGUAAAUUGACUAGACUGGCCACCACAUGAAUCUAAACUGAUAAUAUAAUGCCCUAGUUAUAAGGAAAGGCAUGUAAGCUACAGCUUACGGCUAAGAAGCCUGGUUCUAACAUCAAAACAUGCAUCUUUUCUGUACAUGCAGACGAAGGCCCUAUGGGAAGAUCUGCAAAACGCCAGCGCAGCGUUCUAUCCAGAUGGACUGGACAAGUGUCCUCCAGAAACCUACACAAUUGAUGACAAUAAAAAUAGAGUCAGAUGUAUUGAAUGCCCCACAUGUCCUGCGGGAGAGGAGCCCUCGCCACCAUGUGGCUCUACAAUGGUUCGCAAGGCAGUUGGCGACUGUGUACCAUGCAAAGCAGGUACCUACUCAGAUAAAGCCGACAGCGCAACGUGCAAAGUCUGCACAGACUGUGGCUCAAAAGAGGUCCUGAGUUCGUGUACUAUAGAAACCAACGCAAGGUGCCGGGAGUGCCCCUAUAUGCACUAUGACGAUGAAACUACCAACACUUGUAAACCUUGCUCUUUAUGCUGCGAGGAAAAUUCUGUUGCACAAAAGAAUUGUCUAACCUCAAGGAUAUGUCCUGGAAAUUGUUCCCAGGUGACACCAAUUCAAGAAAAAUAUCACAGUUUUAAGUUACAAAAGUUAGUUGCUAGAACAAUGAGAACCCCUUGGAAUAAAACGUCGGUGUUAAAACUAACCAGGCGACAAAGAGUCAAACAAAAGGUAAAUAAAAAAAUUGAGAGCACAGUUAAAACUAACAUUGAAGAACCUACGCAUUCAGAGAGAAGUGAACGGGACAUUCAUCAAGAGAAUUACGAUGACACUUAUACACCCAGCGAAACAAAGUAUGUUAGGUCUAAUUCAGCUUUAGAUAGGGAUAUCGACGGGAAAGACCUCCAGGUUUUACAAUCAAUGCUAAGUCCCACAAACGUUCUUGAAGGCGGUAAAGAAAACAUUGACACCCCAAGUCCAGAAAUUCUCGAACCUCGAGGGGUUGUGAAGAGAGAGAAAGAGCAGCUAGUUGUGACAACGUUUAAACCUCGUGUGCCUCCCCCUGAAGCACCUAACAGUGACGUAGGGGAGUCUGUGCCACUCACGCCGGAACAUCAAAGAGGGAUUAAAACCUUUAACAACGAUACUGCGGUGAAAAAUAAACGUCGUAUCCCUGCAAUUGUCCCACCAAGUGUGACUCCGUCAACAGCACAAAAUGCUUGGGCGAUUCCUCCACCCACGCCCAAUAACAUACCUCCGACGUCAAAAGCAGUGAUAGAGCAGUCUAUAGUUCCAAGUGCUGCCUCUUUUCUGAGCAGUUUUUCGGGAACAAUUGCUGGCUUAGUAGUAUUUGGUUUAAUAGCUCUUAUUAUGUACCUUGUUGGUAAAGGAUGUGUUCGUCGCCAACAAAAAGGUUACAGAAAGUUGAGUGAAAAAGAAGAACCUCAAGAACCACAAAUUCGAGGUAUUUCUUCCAUUUUCUUGAUACAAACUGUCAAUUGCGCCUGGGCAUUAACAAUUAUCGUAAAAUUUCUAUUAACCUCUCGUUACCCAGUUAUCGUUUUCAUUAUAUGAAAGAAAUUUACUAUUAUUUAAUGAUUCACAUUUCAAUUUUUUUCAAUUGUCAGUGUUAAUUCAAAGUUUUCAUUCUUUUAAUUUUCAUCCACCUCAUUAAUUUUUUACUUCGCCUUCCACUUCAUUCACUUCAGCGAAAACAAUGUUACGCGAGGUUCGCUUUUUAAACUCGAUUUAAAUUUGAGAAAGGUUCGGAUACAUUCAAAUCCACUCAGACAUCCAGCGGCACGUGGUUCAUUGUCAUUGGAGUCCUCUUGCAAAUUUUUGGAAAACGAAGGAGAAUAAUCGGCAGAUUUAACUCUAGUAUAUCAGAGGAAGCCUAAGCAAUUACUGACAUGCUCCUUUAAUUUAUCAAAAUAGACUAUCAAUCUGAUGAGGAGGUCACUAUACAGCCGAUGGAUCAAAAUGCGGCUAUCCAGAUUGGGGAUGGUGAGAAUCAAAACAUUAUGCAAUUCUAAAUGCUAGUAAAGCUUUCUAGUCUCAUUUUGUUAUUUUACCAAAUAAAAAUUUUGUUACUUCCUCAUUCGUUUGUCGUGGCCACUUGGCGGCUUACUUUCGACAAGAUAAGUCAGGGUUUGGAUAAUAACAGCCAGUGAAGAUAAAUCAGUGAAAUUAACCGUUUCAUAUAACUAAAUAUGUUAAUUUCCCGCAUUCGGGAUUUAGCUCUACCUGGCCAUGAUCGAAAUAUGUUUGUUUGCAGACCUCAAUUUAUGUGAAAUUCCUCCAGACCUGGAAGAUAUUUUGGUAAAGAGGUUGGACGUACCACACAGCAGAUCUGGCAACAAUGAGUAUGGCUGGGUAAAAGUGGGAAACGCGGCAGGAAUCUCAGGACAUGACCUUAAGUUCCUCAAGACUGAGUAUCUGAGGCCAAACGGAAGUCCAACAAAGCGACUUCUUGAAAAGUUAGGAAGCCAAGGGAAGACAAUUUCAUAUCUAAUAGAUGUGCUCCAAGCACCUGAACUACAACUUGAUAAUGUGGCUGCAUCAAUAAGGCGUCGUGUAACAAGAGUAUGAAAUUCUCUGAGCUCCUCAGCCUUAUUGAGGACUGGGGACCCCGCUUGAAUUGAGUUAUUGGGUUUAAAGACAGGGGCAUUGUUUUGAGUAUCGAUUGCUUAGUCAAUGAUUAUGAUUAAAUUUUUUUAAUAGACAAAUCUUAUCCUUUUUUUAAGUCUCAAAACUCAAUUGUUAAAACAUGGCUGGUAUUAUAUAUACUAAUAUACGCAUCGUUACCUUUGUUUGAUUUGUGUUUGUAAAUCAUUGAAGUUGUCUAUAAUCUAACUAUAACACGUGAGGCAUAAAUGGAAUAUUUCUUAUCGAAAAGGGCUUUUAUGGCGUUUUUCGAAUUCGAAAUAGGGCUCAAAGAUGGUGAAUUUUAAUAAUACCCCCUACAGGGGUUGAACCUUCGUUAGACAUCGAAGCAUGUAUUACUAAAUCCUACAAGGUUUGAGUUUUUUGUUCCUUUGCCUUUGCUGGGCUAAUAUUGAUUUUAUAUUGAUUUUCUUAACACAAUGAAGUUUUGAAUUUUAAUAAAGGCGGCCUCUGACCUUGUCGCUAGCCAUUUUACUUCAUACGCUGUUUUUUUUUUCUCUUUAUAAAUGAGCCGAGUAAACGAGCUUACUAGGUAAUGAUCCCGUUAUGUACAUAACUGACAUGUUGACGGGGCAGCUGGAGGGUGAGGGAAGGAAGGCAUAAAAAGCUUUACUCUUACAUAGAGAUUUAAAUCUUGUCUCCACUUCACAACAAAUAAACACGCGGCGCAAAUAGACAUGAAGGGGCCAACAAACCCGAAUUACGUAGUUAAAAACUAAAGGUGACAACAAAGCUACUUGAAUUAAAUUCUACUGCAUAAAUGACGCAUACGCAGGAGGGUCACGACACAAAUAAGAACGUACAUAAAAAGACAAAAAAAAUUAUAUACUGCCUAAACAAGGAACGCUUCUCUGCCACAGAUUUAUCCUUCAUGUUUAUUAAAUGGCGUUUCUAUGGCAAUCCGUAUCUCAGUGGCAAUUCAGUUUUUUAAAAAUUUUGUUUACUCUCAAUUACAGAGUGUUUGUGGGGGGAUGUUCAAGAGAUCUUAGGCCAGGAUACUUGAAGAAAUCUUAUUAUAAUACGCCUUAAAGACACCACAAUCUUAGUGUCGGCAAUACUUGAAAUGACGUUAAUGAGGAAUCACACAGCUCCCAUCAUUUCCACCCUCCAAGCACGAGCCCGAACUUUUUAAUAUAAUAAGACACAACCCUUGAGCUCUUGAAUCGAUCUUAAGAAAAAGAUCCUGGCGUCAUCAUAACUAGUACGCUCUCUUAAAACUCACAAAUCCACACUAUCACUGCGAAAGCAAACAAGCUUCUUGGUUUGCUUAAACGGACUUGUCCCCUGCUAACUGGCGUCUCUGCUAGGCGCUCACUUUAUUUGUCUUUGGUCAAGUCACAGCUGUGUUACGCCACCCAAGUCUGGUCGCCCGCUUACGUUACUCUGAAUGCUAAGGUGGAACAGGUGCAGAGACGUGCAAGCAGGUGGAUUUUACGCACGCGCAGAGACGAGUCGUCGUACAAAGAGCGGCUGACUUUGCUAGACUUACUUCCACUUUCUCUACAUCGUGAACUUAAGGCUUUUUUUAUAAAUGCCUUUACUGUAGUACCGAUUUAGAUGUGCGGAAUUAUGUAUCUUUUGUUUCCCAUGAUCGUACAAGACUAGGUAACUCCUUUAAUCUUCGCACCCCCUUUCGCAAAACAUCAACUUUUCAGGCCUCAUACUUUAACCGUAUCGUCAAACUAUGGAACUAUGUUUGUAAGCUAGCGUCCCCAACCAGUUUUUCCUCGCUAAUUAAUAAUCAAUUACCCCUGCACGUGGACACUUGUCCCUAAGUGCCCAUGCCACUCGUAAUUUAUUUUAUUUUUUGUACGAAUGAGUAUUCAUUUUAUUUUAUUUUAACCUUGGUCUUAAUCUAGGAGCGGUGCCUCGCAUGGGACGUUAGUCUCGUUGCACCUACCUUGCUUCUUGUUGCUUCUUUUUUAUUUUCUUUCGUGUUGUAUUAUAAAUUUAUGUUGCAUAUUACAAGAGGAGUACCCGAAUAAAGCUGUGGAAAAAAAAAUAUAUAUAUAUAUAUUCUACGUAUUUUCGAAUUCCCCUACACCAAAACUGAUCGCUUUCCCCUGGCCAGCGCUCACUUUGACAUGGAAGGAAACUUCUAGUAUAUAGCUACUAGUAUUGAAGAAAAGUUCGCCUUAAAUGACUUCCGUGGGGAUUCCCCGCUUAUCAGCCUGGCCGUGUUGGGAACUGGAAACUACUGACAGAUAAUUCACGUGACCAAAAUAUUUACAAUCGACCGGUUCCUCAACUUGAGUAUUACUGAAACAUUCACCUCGAAAAACCAAAAUGGGAAGGCAUUUCAAGGUAAUAUAGUGUUAACUGCAACCUUCGUGAGUGAGAUAAUUCUUAGCGAGGUGUUAAGGACCAAACAGUUCAAACAAAAACUUUGCAAACAAGGCGUCAGUCGAAAUAGUAGUCACUAUAUACAACAUAAUUUUGCGACAGACGAGAAUCCAAGAAUGGAAACAUGAUAUUUUCGUACGCAUAAUAUAGGGCUAAAUAACACGGAUAGAUCGCAUUUAUUGAGUUAAUGCAAUGUUUGCUGAUAGUGAUUAGUGGAUCAAUGAGAGUUUUCGCUAAUUGCUUUAGUAUAAAUAUUAGUAUCUCCGUAGGAAAAAAUUACAGCUACUCAAAUUACCAUACAUGCCGGAAACAUAUGUUAUCCAGAGAGAUGAGCUUUGUACCCUCGUACCUCAAAUACGCUAGCCGCCGGCUACCCUCAAUCGAAGCACCACAAGCGUCAAAGAUAGCGACGGAGAAAAGUUACCAUUUCCGUAUAACAAAAAUAACAUUACAAAAUAUUUUGAAUAAUAAUCAUAUUGAAUAUGAGUUUUGUUGUCUGAAAAUACUGUAGCGUCAUAUUGCACAAUUUAGAUUACUUAAUGAGCAUGCAAUAUUUCUAAUUGUUUUGACAUGUACCACUGCAUAAUUUUUCUUUAUUAGAGACUAACAAGGGAAUUUGCUUCCACAAAAAAUGCUUAGCUUAAGUCAAGCAAAAUGUUUUGCUUGAAGACUUUCAAUUGAUCAAUAUCGUGUCUCACGAGAUGGUCACACAAGACAAGCCUUACUUAGGAAACCAUAUGUAGUAAAAUUAUAUAACUAAAGUUGCGUAAUAUUUUCUUUGACUUUAAUGGCUUCUCUAUUAUAAGUAUCUGGAGACACCUUUACUAUGUGCGAAUGUUAUGUCCCUGCACUUGUAUAAAAUGCUAACUUUAAAUGCUUUUGACUUCUUUAGGCAAAGCCUGCUGACGUAAAUCGACCAUUUCAUCAAUUUGAGACACCAAGAAUUAGCUUAUCUAGAUUCCUGUCAACGAUUCAAACGUUUGUUAUAGUGGUGGCCUUCAUUGGAUUUGUAAGUAUUUUUGUCCUAGUUCGUAUAAAAUAUGACAGUUUACAAGAGUUUAUAUAGUACCGAUACACUUUUGUUGCAUAUCUACUUCGGCCGUAAAAAUGCAACGAUUAGUUUAAGGUUUUUAAGAAUUUUAACCACGAGUAUAAUAGUAUUGUAAUUCUUGAAUUUAUAUUUUAUAAACCAGAGUCAUCAAGCGAAGAUUCCUUCCUAGGAGAAGUACUUCGGCUAAAUAAAGAAAAUUCUAACGCACAAAUACUUCUAGUCUUUUCUACUGUAGAUAUUUUUAACCUUUAUUAAUUCCUUAAAAUAAAAGCUUAAAAUAAACUUUAACUAAGACAUUCUGUCACAUCGGUUUUUAAAUUCCUCCAUGAAAAGCUUUAACACAACAGAUCAUGAUAUCCUGAAAACGUUUACUCACAGAAAAUACUGAAAAUGCACACUUAAGGAGCAGAAUCAUUAAAGGACAAUUGAGACUUUAUUAUCCCUUUAAUUUAUAAUGGAUCAUUUUUAAUUAGAAACAUACAUCAGAUUUCUUGCCACCAGAGCAAUUGCCAAAAACAACUAAUUGGACAAAUAUAUCUAUGUGCAUAGAUUUUAAAUUGCAACCCAAAUAAGAAAACAUACACACCAAAAGAAAAAAAAACAAAAUUUAAAUAGGACGUAUUGCGUAAUGUAAAACUAGUAAAAUCAACCGUUGAAUUUCUUAUAUUUUCUAUGUGUAUAGCUAUGGUGCCUGUGGAAACUGCCUCAAGAAAACGAUGAAUUUCCUGAUGGUUUCAUUCAAUGUCCACCAUCAUCAUAUAGGCUUCUGAAUAAGAGAAAUAUCACCGACAAGUGCAAAAUUUGUCCAGAAUGUCCUGUCGGACAAGAGCUUACACCACCCUGUGGGAGUGCUAUAUUCCCAGAAACUCCUAUUUUCUGCACAGCCUGCAUUUCUUCCGAAACAGUUUCGGAAGAAGUUGGCCAUAGUGCAUGCAAGCAAUGUCAGAGUUGUAGUCCAAGAAAUACCAUCAAGCCCUGCACACCGGAGCGAGACACCCAAUGUGGAGACUGCCCUCGGGGGUUCUACCAGGCUAACUGGUCCGUCGAUUCCUGCAAGAAAUGUUCCAGCUGUUGUGGGGGAAGACGAUCUGCCCAGUUAGAAUGCUAUUAUUUAAAGCAGUGUAGAAUAACAAGUUGCCUCCAACACAUCCAAAAUAAACCAACCCCUGGUCAAAACUUGGUAAACAUCAUGUACACACUGACCACUUCAGCUGGUAGAAAAAGGCACAUAAGAAUGGCACAUCAAGAUAUCUACUCUACACCCUCAGAGGACACAAUGUCCCUUACAGGAAAAUCAGGAGUACAACAAAAGGACAAUGGAACACUUCUGAAAGAAGAUAUUUCCAUCAAUAAACCUGCGAAGGAAGCAUUAGGUGUCAGAUUCCAGACUGACAACUCAAAACCCAUCAUUGCAGAAACAUUUCACGGUCAUGGUCCUUACCAAUCCAAUUCGAGCUUACCUGUUACUAAACCCAGAGAUGAAAAUGUAGGCACUGCCUCUGAGCAAAAGAAUACACAGCCAACAAAGCCACUAAAUUCAAGCUAUUUCACGGAUAUUAAGAAAUUGCUGAUUAUUUUGAUUGCCAUUGGAGUCAUAGUAGCUCUUGUUCUACUUUUCAUCGCAGUGAUUGUCACGUGUAUUUGUUGGAGAACACAACCUGGACAGCUCCAAAGAAGUGGUUGUAAAAUUUCAUUUUGUCUCAACUGUUUCAAAAGUGAAGGAUACUCACCAAAAAUAAACUACUCAAAACUUCCAUCAGGUAAGAAUUAUAAUUAAAAUCAUUUCACUAAAAAGGAGAAAUAUAUUUCCCUACCCAUGAGAAUAACUAAGAGACAAACAGGAGGGAAAGUUGAAAAGAAAAUAAAAAAUAUGUGUUUACAUGGUUUAACCUCUAACUUGCAAAUUUCACCAGUCAUUUCUUAGAGCAAUUAAAAAUCGCUCUAGUCACUCCAAUAUUUAAAACAACAACAAGAAACACUUUUAAAAUUAUAAGUCAAUUUCAGAAUUAGGUAAGGAUACUACAAUACUUAUUAUAAGUAACAUUAUCUUGACCAGUACAUUCAGCCCACUAGACUAACUUGUAUUUGAUUUUAAAAAAAAGACUGUAACGAUUUCGAUGUAUAACGUUUUCAAAACGAAGAUAUGAAUCAACAGUCAGAUUUUUCAAACCUUCGAAUUGUAAUUUGAUUAUUAUUAUUACUGAAUCAUACUUUACAUCUCUUUUACAUGUUUUCAUACAUCAAUGAAACCUUACCUACAACCUUCUAAUGAUUUAUAUACAAGGAAUAGAUACCUAAUCAGCUCACAAAUUAUAGUUUAUUCUCUGUAAAAUAAAGAAGGUCUAAUUUACGGAAAAUUCUAGAUCAUAACAUUUAGUCAAAUGCACCAUUGAUUGUUGUUUAACUGUUGUAGGUAUCAGUUAAAAUAAUUUGUUGGGGGAUCUUUCUUGAAAUCUGAAAUCUGCUGCACCUGCAAAGUUUAUAGUAUUGUGUUUAAAAAAUGAUGGGCGAAGUAAAGUCUUUAAGAGAACUAUAAUUAAUAAUCAUAUUUACUUUAAAUUCCAAAAAUUACUGAUUAAAAUAAUUUUUAACCUAAACUGAAAGGCCAGUUUCUGGUAACAUAAAUAGUUUAUUUCAAUCAUCACAUUUAGUACAUUGUAAACAACGACUGUAACAAUUUUUCCCUGACAAAAGAAAAUAUCCUAGAUUAUUCUCUCUGAGAUUGCUCUUUCUUGUUUCUGAAAGAUAACACUGACAAACUUUAAGUUACAAACUCGUUUGAUUCAUAUUAUCUUUUUUAAAAAAUGGAAUCCUAGUAAAUAUCUCAAAAACUGCUUAUUUAAAUGUCAUGGCUAAAUAAUUAAAUGGAUUAAGGAAUAUCAAUGUUAUUAAUAACUUAAGUAAAUUAAUUAGAAAAAUAAUGAGAACCAAAUUUAUAGCACAGUUUUAGCAAUCUACUGGUAGGAAAAAAGCGUUGACAUUAAUUCUUUGGUCCAGAACUGAUAUAUUUGUUCAAAAGUUGUUAUAGGAGUUAACCCUGUCAUGCUGCUUUAAAGGAGACCAGGCAAUCAUGAACAGGUCACUCUUAAGUAAAACAUACCGGAUUAACUAUGGUUUAGGGUGGAGGAGGUUUACAUUAAGCAGCUAAAUUUUCAAUGUAAAGAACAACAGCCACGCAGCUUCUAUAGAAACACAAAGUUCAAAUGAUUUAACCCCUGUUCAUUGCUGAAAUGGGUUAACAAAAAAAAGAAUCUGCAGUGUUUUUUAGCUGUCCUCAUACAAUGUUCUUGUUUCUUUGAAAUCAGUCAGUGACUUUUAUCAAGUCGCUCCUGUCGGUGACGGUAUGGCUGAAGUAGAUUCAGAUACUGCUAGCCUCGAAGGUAAGAAAAGAGUUGUUGAUUUUUUUCUUUGGGGUGCAUCCCUAAGCAACCAUUCACAUCCCAAUCUGAAACGUCCACUUUAAAUUGUUACUUUAAAUUGUUACUAAUGAACAUGUUUUUGCUCGACGUGUGUAAUUCUCAAACUAGACAUCAUUAAUAUCAGUAUUAACAUCAAUAUGAUAACUUAGGUAGCACGCUGUACCUAUUAUGUUGUGUAUCUAGCAGUUUAUAGUAAUGGAACUUAGUUUGCAAGAGAAAUUAAUGUCCACGAUGCAUUGAUAUAAUCUUUGUUAAAUGAAAUAUGCAUUUUAUUUCAGAGUUCAAUCUGGGGGAUAUACCCUUGGACCUUGAGGGUAAAAUUGCUCUAAAACUUGAUUAUCGCCGCAAUGGAGAAAGAUUACCCGGCUGGGAAAAAGUUGGUAUAGAAUUUCAAAUUGACCAAGAUGUUCUUAAAAAUUUGGAAAACGAAUUCAGGAGUCUUGGAGGAAGUCCUACUAGAGAAUUGCUUAGGCUCCUUGGUACUCGAAGUAGAACUGUUGCUGAACUUGUAAAUGCUUUAAGAAGCCCAAAUGUAAACUAUAGUGAUGUUGCUUUAAUUAUACAGAAAUACUACAGAGAUCAAAGACAUUAA